This is a messenger RNA of Pimephales promelas (fathead minnow), 2608 nucleotides long. It is a transcript of the gene rab24, whose product is annotated as RAB24, member RAS oncogene family. The record is from RefSeq and is a predicted model, not a curated record. Gene Ontology annotation, molecular function: GTPase activity; GTP binding. NCBI's taxonomy places the organism in Eukaryota, Metazoa, Chordata, Actinopteri, Cypriniformes, Leuciscidae.
CAGCGGUUUAGACAAUCAACGUGCCCAAACUGCAGCGCGUGCCUUCUGCGAAUCGGUUCUUUCGAACAGUUCGUUUCAAGAAACUGAUUUUAAACGAUAAUGUGGUCUCUGACAUACAUACCGGCGUGGCAUAUUACAAGCGUUAAACCGUUACAAUAAAGCUAUAUUAUGUUUUUCGAAUAAGUGUUGUUAACGAUAAUUCAAUUUGUCCAAGUUUAAUAAUUCAAUUCGUUAAAAGACAUUUCGGACCUAAAUACAAUAAGCAUUUACAUUAAGCAAUGCUAGUUAUAUGUUUUCACGUUUUGCACUAUAAUUAGUUCUAAUUCAUAAACAAGUAUUAAGUUGUAAACAUAUUUCCAGCACGUUUUAUUCCAGACAAAACCCUCAGAAAUGAUGUAACCGAUUCACUCUGAACAGUUCCGACAAUUGUUUCCCGAUUCAUUCAUCGCCAUUUGAGACACAACCACUGACCCUAGUAGUGAAGUCACAUCCUCCUCUAUAUAAACAAAAACACACACACACUGGUUUAUUCAAGCUAGACACACUACAGUUCCUCUUCCACCGAAUACAUCUAACAUCUGUCAGACCUUUUAUUGUAGUUUUCCCCUGCUAACGGGAAAAACAUGUCUCGGAAAUAAUCUAGCUCUGCUGUAUUUAGUGAUGUUGAAAUCUAAGCUGAUUGUUUUUCUUUCGUUUUACGGUGAACACUGAAUAUUUUAUUUUUGCCCGUGUCCUUACAUCGAGGUGUCUCGUGAUUCGCUGCUGCUUAUGUAUUUAUUCAUCAAGUAGUCUUUAACUGUAGUAUUAUUAGGAGUUUUCACUGGACGUCAGUGUGGAUUGCUAACUGAACCAUUAGCCACCCAGUUACAGUAUUCAUCUGUCAGUAAAGUCGCCCUGAAGUCCCGUCAACUGAUACACAGUGUCUUUUUCUACAAACCAAAAUCAUCAUGACUGCCAUGCGAGUGGACGCUAAGGUGGUCAUGCUGGGCAAGGAGAGUGUGGGUAAAACCAGCCUGGUGGAGAGAUACGUACAUCGCCGCUUUCUUGUUGGACCGUAUCAAAAUACUAUAGGGGCUGCGUUUGUUGCAAAAGCCCUCAAUGUCGGUGACAAAGUGGUUACACUGGGAAUAUGGGACACGGCUGGGUCUGAACGUUACGAGGCCAUGAGCAGAAUCUAUUACAGAGGAGCCCGCGCUGCCAUCGUCUGCUAUGAUCUGACUGACAGCAGCAGUUUUAAACGGGUCAGGUUCUGGGUGAAGGAGUUACAGAACUGUGAAGAGCACUGUAAGAUAUAUCUGUGCGGGACCAAGAGUGACCUCAUCGAAGCCGACCGGAGCGUGCGGCAAGUGGACUACCACGAUGUUCAGGACUUUGCAGAUGAAAUAGGUGCUCAACAUUUCGAGACCUCCAGCAAAACAGGGAAAAAUGUUGAUGAGGUGUUUCAGAAGGUGGCGGAUGAUUUCAGUAACUGUGCUUUAGAGUUCAUGCAAGAAGAGAAGGGGGUGAAUCUGGAGCAAAAGAAGGACUCUUAUUUUGACAACUGCUGCCAUAACUGACCUAUCGCAGGACAAACUGCUGUAUCAUGUGAUCUAUUCUGGGCUGACUGGAGGCUCAAGCACCCGCUGGAGUGUUUUGCUUUUUCUUUUUUCUUGUUUGCUGUGCAGUGUGUUGAGAUUGGGCUUUUUGAAACGAUGAAGACUUUUCUUGUGUUCAAGCAAUGAACGAUUUUUUUCUUUGUGGACCUGAGAAUAGUGACUGAAGCAAAUAUCAACAGUGCAUGGCAAUCCAUUUUACCAAAAAAAAGAAGACACCAAGGAUGCCGUCGCAUGGAGAUGAUCGUUGCCAAUUUUCACAAACUCUGCCUUGAGUGAUUCAUCACUUUUUAUCAUUUAAAGUGUCUCCAUUUUAGAGGAUCGUAACGUUUACACCCUUCAUUUGUCACGCUGCACUGAUUUAUGAACCGUUUUGUUGAAGCUAUUUGCAAAUUGCAGUUUUCACAGAUCUGAAACCAGUUCAAACAGUUUCUCACGAUCAUUGGGUGGAAAAUCACAGUUCCCAUUAUUAUAUUCUUGGAUCAUAAAGUAAAGUCUAAUAACCAUAACUAUGGUCACUUGGACAUUAUCAUUUCAUGGUGAAUUUGAUAUCUGGAAAUAUUACUAUCCCAAAGUUUCCUGUAUCCUGUUGGCCAUUAUUUGCAGAUUUAAUAGAUCUAUUUGAUGAAUGUGAUGUUAAUGUUUACAGUUAUUUCUAUUAUUAUUUAAUUUGACUUCAAUGCAGUUUGGGUAAGAUAUUGUAAACUGUUGUGGACAUGUUCUCAGUUCACUCUCAGUUGUUGUGAAUGUAUUAAAUACUGUUUGUUCAGAGGCCAAACAAAAACUGGAGAGAUCCUGAUAUUGUGCCAUUUUCACUGGACAUCCUUCAGGAAAGAAGGACCUAAUAUUUACAUUUUACUGCGAGAUUACGUGAAGAAUUGUCACUAAAGCAUGUGAUCUUAAACACCUCAUGCAUAUACGGACCAUUUUACCAAUAUGUACCAAAAUAGUACAAACUGUGCAGCGCAAGUCAAACCAUCUGAUAUUAUAAUAAAAUAUCAAGUGUGCGGUCAGCA